Nerophis lumbriciformis (worm pipefish) is the source of this 1101-nucleotide messenger RNA. RefSeq names its product C3a anaphylatoxin chemotactic receptor. NCBI's taxonomy places the organism in Eukaryota, Metazoa, Chordata, Actinopteri, Syngnathiformes, Syngnathidae. Gene Ontology annotation, biological process: inflammatory response; phospholipase C-activating G protein-coupled receptor signaling pathway; complement receptor mediated signaling pathway. Gene Ontology annotation, cellular component: plasma membrane. The record is from RefSeq and is a predicted model, not a curated record. Gene Ontology annotation, molecular function: G protein-coupled receptor activity; complement component C5a receptor activity.
AUGGCCGCCAUAAACGCCACGUACAAGCUUGACCAACUUGCCACCGCCCCAAGCGGCCCUUGGAGUUUUUGGCAGUCGGAGGCGAGCCGCGGAGUCCAGAUUGCAGCGACUCUGAUUAUUUUCCUGGUGGGCGUACCUCUGAACGUGCUGGUGGUUUGGGCACUCGGACAAAGUCGACGGCGGCUCAUCCGCAGAGGCAGCGACGGCAGCGGCGGAGGAGGCGGAGAAACCCGGGCGGCAAACAGCUUCCGGAUCUACGUCCUCAACCUGGCCCUGGCCGACCUGGUGCUGAUCCUGCGGACGCCCCUCAUGUUGGGCUACCUGGCCCACCACAACAGCUGGCCCUUUGGCUCCGCCCUGUGCCGCCUGGUGGUGUUCCUGCGAGGCCUGGGUUUGUACGCCUCGGCCUUCCUGGUCUGCGCCGUGGCCCUGGAGCGCUGCUUGUGCCUCCUGAGGCCCGUGUGGGCUCGGCUGCGUCGCCCCGCCUGGGCCGUGCCUUUGGCCUGCGGCUUGUUGUGGCUGUUGGCCACCAUCUUGUCCGCCCCCUACCUACACAGCACCGUCUUGAGGGAAACCAACGGCACGUUCCAGUGCUUGGAGAGCGACACCUUCGACACCGGCCUGUUUGUGUCCGAGACCGUGGCAGGGUUCAUCUUGCCCAUGUUGGUGUUUUUAGGGAGCCAUUUGGCGGUUUUACUCUCCAUCAACCAAGCGGGGCCCGUGUCUCCGACAUCUUCAUCUUCAUCCCCCUGGGUCGCACGAAGGACCGCCAGGAUGUACCGCGUGCUCUUCUUCACCAUGCUGCUCUUCCUGGCGGGCUGGGUGCCGUACUUCGUGUGCCGCCUGCUGCGCGCCCUCGCCCAAGGACGAGCGGACAGAGCCGCGCUUCACCAGACAGCGUCUCACGGAACCUACGUCUCGCUCUACCUGGUCUACGCCAAGAGCGCUCUCAACCCCGUCUUGUACGUGUUUGCCGCCCGGGGACUGGGCCGCGCCGUGCGAGCGUCGGUCACCUGCGCCAUCAGACGGCUCUUCAACGACGACACUGCCGAGUCCAUACGGAACAGAUCGCUCAAAAACUCACAAACAAACAAACGUUAG